Messenger RNA from Synchiropus splendidus (mandarinfish), 1512 nucleotides. RefSeq names its product uncoupling protein 1 (gene ucp1). Bases 188 to 1117 code for a protein of 309 amino acids. Lineage: Eukaryota; Metazoa; Chordata; Actinopteri; Syngnathiformes; Callionymidae. The transcript has 7 exons. Gene Ontology annotation, biological process: adaptive thermogenesis; mitochondrial transmembrane transport; response to cold. The record is from RefSeq and is a predicted model, not a curated record. Gene Ontology annotation, molecular function: oxidative phosphorylation uncoupler activity. Gene Ontology annotation, cellular component: mitochondrial membrane.
GGACCGAAGCCGCCGGCAGCAACGCCUCUCUGUUGAUGUCAUAUGGAAGCUGCUGUCCACAUAUAUAAACACACAAAGAGCAGGUCAUCCCUCCUUCCAGAGCAGCCGGGCCCUUUAUGGAUUAUAAUCCCAGAGAGGGAUCCGAGUCAAGACUGAACGGUGCGUGAAGAGUUAGUCGCGGGACAACAUGGUCGGACUGAAGCCCUCAGAAGUUCCUCCUCCGCUCGGGGUGAAGAUGGCGAGCGCCGGCGCGGCGGCCUGCAUCGCUGACCUGGUCACGUUCCCUUUGGACACCGCCAAAGUCCGGCUGCAGAUUCAAGGAGAGAAGGCUGCGGUGGAGGCCACCAAGAACAUCCGCUACAGAGGCGUGUUCGGAACCAUCAGCACCAUGAUCCGCACAGAGGGGCCCCGGGCUCUGUAUAACGGUCUGGUCGCCGGCCUGCAGAGACAAGUGUGUUUCGCCUCGGUCAGAAUCGGCCUCUACGACAACGUCCGGGACUUCUACACCGGCGGCAAAGAGAGUCCCGGCGUCCUGGUCCGGAUCCUGGCCGGCUGCACGACGGGCGCCAUGGCGGUGUCGUUCGCACAACCCACCGACGUCGUGAAGGUCCGAUUUCAGGCCCAGAUGAACCUGGACGGAGUGGCCCGCCGCUACAACGGAACCAUGCAGGCGUACAAGCACAUCUUCCAGAACGAGGGACUGCGAGGCCUCUGGAAAGGGACCCUUCCCAACAUCACCAGAAACGCUCUGGUCAACUGCACAGAGUUGGUCACCUACGAUCUGAUCAAAGAAGCUAUUCUGAAGCACAAACUCAUGUCAGAUAAUCUGCCGUGCCACUUCGUCUCCGCGUUCGGUGCUGGCUUUGUGACCACGGUGAUCGCCUCACCUGUCGACGUGGUGAAGACGAGGUACAUGAACUCGCCGCCGGGACAGUACCGCAGCGCCAUCAACUGCGCUUGGACCAUGCUGACCAAAGAGGGGCCCACGGCUUUCUACAAGGGGUUCGUCCCCUCGUUCCUGCGACUGGGAUCGUGGAACAUCGUGAUGUUCGUCUCCUUCGAGCAGAUCAAGCGCGCCAUGAUGGUCACCAAGAAGAGGAUGGAGGCCACCAACUGACCUCCUGUUAAAAAAAACCCAACAAAACAAUGACUUAAAAAGUCAUUUAUUUUAAGAAGUUCCUUUGUUCAAAAAGGGAUUUUAGGACAUUUUAUCUAAGAACAGUCUCGCUGGAUAUGUGUGUGAACAUCUGUGGAUGAACGUUUGCCUGUGACCACAAUAAAUUAUGGAACAUAAAUAUAGAAAUAUGGUAUUCACACAAACUUUUUCAAUGUCCUUAUUUUAUAUUAUCAUUUAAAAAAUACAUCUAGAAACUUUUGUCACUUCCCUCACAUUAUGGAUGAAUCAUUUAUCAGUGACUGUGUCGCAACAGAAACAGCUAUUAACUCGCACCAUACGCAUGAACAACACACGGACCAUGUAAAGACGACAUCAGCGCUUUAUUAUUAGUGUGG